This is a messenger RNA of Penicillium chermesinum, 471 nucleotides long. RefSeq lists its product as uncharacterized. The record is from RefSeq and is a predicted model, not a curated record. The coding region runs from base 1 to 471 and encodes 156 amino acids. NCBI's taxonomy places the organism in Eukaryota, Fungi, Ascomycota, Eurotiomycetes, Eurotiales, Aspergillaceae. The transcript is spliced from 2 exons.
AUGUAUCAUUCUACCGAUUGGACGCUUCUUCUCAAGAAGCACAAGACGACCAUCCUCCUCUCCGUCCAACCCGACAACACAACACUCUCUGCGGUAAAGGAGAAACUCUUCCACUGCUUGGUAUCCCGCGGUAUCAAUGAAAUCAACAAUGAUCCUGUACCCCUUGAUGUCAACGGGAUUGACUUAGGCAUUCCUAUCGAUCAAAACGAGCCGGAGAAAGGAUGGAUCUCCCUUGAACGUAAAGCGACUGGAGAUGACGACAAGUCUGAGAUGCCUAACGGAAAGCCCAGACAACUUAGUGACACCAUUCUUUCCGCCGGUUUAUCUGAUCGGAACAUACUGGCUUUCCGGUUUCGCCAACCUGGAGAGACAUCGAGCGAGGCGCAUGAGACUGAACUCGACCAUGCCGAUCCUGGGUGGGACGUCAUCCUCCCAAGCUUUGACGACGAAGAUGAAGAGCUCCCGCUUUAA